GAACCCAUGGCAUCGUUUAAUUGUUCAAACAAGUGGGCUGAUGCGGCUCUUGACCUUGACCACUUAAGAAUUGAGCACGCCUGACGAUCGAACCCCCACUCCCCUCACAAGCUCCCUCAUCAGACGACGUACAUGCCUUACCUAAACUCUUCUAUCGAUCCAACUAGCCUUGGUUUUCUCGCUAUUCUCCUCGGAGGUAGCAGAGCACAUUUCCUUCAAGUUCAAUCCUUCCCUGAAGAGGUCGACAGAGACUGGGAUGGUCUAGGCAUCCUUCAAUCCAGAAGCCACAUCGAGAGACUUGUCGUCAAUGACAAGCUUCGCGCAAGUCUCUGUUCCCUCCUUCAUAUAGUGAACAAAGAAGCCCCAGGAGAUUCCUGGACGGAUCUCGUUGAUAACGAUGUGGAAGAAGACGCCUGGGAUGUUAUACGCUUCUCUGGUCGUAGCCGCGGAUGGUUCUAAACGUACUAUCAAACUCUGGAGUCUGGAUCACAUCCUCCAGGCGUUAAACGAUCCUGCCCCACAUCUCAUCAAGGUUGCUUCGUUCCGAAACGUGCCUUGCUGUCCUCGUUUCCAUCCGAGAUUGGGAUGGACGGCCCUGGUUCAUCAACCUCGGCGUGCAGCAGGGGGUUUAUCCAUCUUACAAGAUCAAGAUAUCUUCCUGUUGAAGGACUCGUCGACAACGACAGAGUCUCUCCAGUAUGCAGUCUUGGGAGUCACCUGCGAUUUGCUCCUCACAUCGGUUCUGCUGUUCCACACCUCCUCUCACCAAUUUCUCGAUCCCCCACGUAGUCGACUUCUAGUGAAGUGGCUUGGUCAAGACCCUCUCCUUAAUCCCGAUGCUCUAGACGAAGCAAUCAAAUCUAUCUAUAAGUCGGAGACGUAUUAUCCUACUCUUCGUAAAAAUUUGGAGAAUGAGAUGCGUCGGUUAAUUUGUCUCGGUGCAGGUGUCUCACAAAAGUCAGAUUCCGAGGCCGAUGACAAAACCUCUAUCCAGAUAUCGGGAGCAUUGUUGGUUCUGGGUGAACAUAAUGACAUACAAGGACCCUACAACCGAAUCCUAUUCAAUGCCCCUCCUACUUUCAUCCAAUUGAAUAACAACACUCCCCUUAUUCCCGUUGUCACCAACCCACCGGACUUAGGUUCCGGAGAAUUCGAGUUUACUUCCGAGAAAAAGGAGGAGCUGAUGAUCUCCAGCCUCUUCUCUUCGAAUUCACAAUCAUACUUCACGCAUAUAAGGAGAAAAGGCGGUACUGAAUGGAUGAAUGCCUUUGUCAAAGUGUCAUCGGCGGCCUCCAUAAAAUGGGAGCGCAAGAUGCUGCCUGUAAUAAGCACUCGUAUCUCCCCUGGCAUGCUUUAAAAUCUCUUGGCAUACAAUGCCGAUCUCAAUUCACUUGUUAUGACCAGACUUCCUGGGAAAACCUUGAACGACUUCCGUCUUGAAUAUGCGAUGACGAGGAAUUGUGAAGAUUUUUC
Messenger RNA from Suillus subaureus, 1473 nucleotides. RefSeq lists its product as uncharacterized. The coding region runs from base 398 to 1357 and encodes 319 amino acids. NCBI's taxonomy places the organism in Eukaryota, Fungi, Basidiomycota, Agaricomycetes, Boletales, Suillaceae. The record is from RefSeq and is a predicted model, not a curated record. The transcript is spliced from 2 exons.